UAGUAGACAGAUGUCCAUUUUGGCACUCCAGCUGUUUGAGGAUGCUUGGUCACUAUAACUUUAGAACAGGCGUCAGUAUGUUUCUACAGAUUUCUCAUUUCUAAGAAAUAUUAUCUUGAAUCAGAAAAGCCAGGGGACAAGGAGCACGGGAGCCCCUUUGAAACCGUGAGAAGUUUUGGCCGCCCGCUGCUCUAGAAAUUGAGAGGAAAGGAUUACGAGAUUAGUACUAACAGGAUGCAGUAAAUUCUCAUUAUGCUAUUUGGAGAGAAAAGGGCAGAAAAUGUCAGACAGCUCUUGAGUAGUCAAGAGAGAAUACCAAAUAUUUACACACACGCACACGCCAACACACACACAAACACUGUUGGACAGGCAAGCGUAGAAUAUGUCAGGCCAUUCUGGAGGGGCUGCGGCAUGGGGAACCGUGCUGCCAUUUUUUUUUUUUUUUUUUGGGAAAGUGUACGUGAAAGCUGCAGUGUUGGAGUUUGGGUCUUCAAUUGCAAGACAGGGAAACUCGUCUGGAUUUGGCCUGGGAAAGAAGUUAAGUAUUAGUCCACUUUAAAAAUGUAAAUGCUGUACCUGCAUAAUGCAAGAAAAUAACGUAUAAAAUGCUCUUUUAUUUCAGAAUGGGAAGCUAAAAUCAUGAUGCUUUUCAGUCUCUAUGGAUGCAUUGAUGAUGUUACCAACUCCUGUCCUGCUGAACAUGGACCAACUGAACGGUCGCUGACCGCUGGACUUUGGACACAACCGGCCUUCGGAGUACUAAGGCUUUUACCAGAACUCCAGCUGAAGUUGGUCUACAGAAAGUUCCCCGGUGUGUGUCCUACCAUGUAAGGUACGGUAGACGUACUAUAUUUGCAGUCUCUUUCAUUUUUCAGGCUGAACAGAAAUACCAGACAGCAAAAACUUCAGCGCUGAAGGACGUCAACACAAACGCCGAUCAGCUACACGGCCUUCGGGAAAUGGCAGUCAUGGUAGCAAAGUUUUACGGUGACCACACAGACUGCGAAAGCACACUGAAUCAAAUAUAUACAGACGGCGAGCAGGAGAGAGCCGUAGAGGGGGGCGUGCAUAUAUUUUGCUCACAUUGCUGAAUGGAUUUAUUUCCUUGGCCUGACUUCUAUGAUUCAGCAGACAGAAAUGUGGCAUUUCAACAGCUACACACAUACACCUUUUCAUAUUAACCUGCUGGUAAAGACAUUGGAGCGUUAGAAGUGCUCUUAAUGUUUUCUAUGAACUGCUUCCAGAGGGUAAAAUAAUCAUGCCAUCACAUGUUCACAUUAAAGUGCACUUAAAGAAGUAGAGCAAAACCAGAUUUGCCUUAGUGAGCUCAAAGAGGUCUAUGAUGGAGUGUUAUCCUUUAGCAUUCCCAUUUAUCUCAAAGGCAAUUGCUCGUCUGGCCCGAGACCCUUUGGAAAAUGGACCAUCUUUGCUCGUGGAUGCUCAGUUCUUCAGGCAUGAAGAUGAUGAUCGUUUCAGACUGGACUCGCUCCUGUUCACGUGUGGCGAGAGUCAUCGUUUGAAGACAUUACGAUGAGUUUAUACCAGUCCAGUCAAUCUCAUCAGUCUUAUUCCAGUGUGAAGGAGAAUAUAGCCCUACUCUGUGGUGGUAACGGUUUCUUAACUGUUGGGGAAACGCUUCAUCAAUGCUGCAGCAAUUAAAGUUCUUCCAUAUGGAAAGGCUGUUUAGCUAAUUAAAUAAGCUGAGUGAGUGAGUGCUUGAGUGCAUCAAGGUUUAUAUGACCUCUUGGCUUCUGAGCUGGAGAAGUCUUUCUGCAAUGCAGCCAACGACAACCAGUCGGGUUUUGACUUAAAUGACAACACAAACCCAAGCAAGAACAACACUCGCUGGGUCAGCGACUGCUAGGAAAACAACUGACUCCGUGCAACCAAUUUUUCAGUUCCUCAAGGGAUGAUGGGAUAUAGGAGAAGGGUCUGAAAGCCAGAGUCGCAGCAGGAAACAGAACCUGUGGCUCUCAUUAGGAUACUUUCCCGGGCUCUCAACGCACUGCCGUGUCCAUGUCUCCUCAUUACUAUCUUCUCACUCACUCGUUCAAGCUCCUCAUGCAUUUGCUGACAUUUUAUUACAGGUCAUUCUCACUGCACCCAGUCAGGAAAGCAUGUUGUUUGAGAAUCAUUUGUGUAUAAUAUAGAGUAAAUAUUCAGCUUCAGCUAAUGGCAUGAACAGCCUUUACACACUCGAGUGCGUCUGCAACGUUCUAAUUCAAAUAACGGAAUGCAAGUUUCAAGAAUGUUCUAAAGCUGCAAAUAAGCAUGUGGCUUUUUCUCUCCCUCUGUCUCAAGCUACGUCCGUAUUAAUCGACAUACGUUUUCCUUUGAAAAUGCUCUUGUUUUCCAUAAGCUGCUUGUCCAAACAUAUGAAAAGCCUUAACACUCUGGCCCUCUUCGGUCAUUUUUGACCGAAAAAUGUUAUAUUUUGGAAUGAGAUUUUGCAUUAGCAAUAUGAACACACAAAAAAAUCAAGGACAUGAUUCGGACAUGUUAAAGGGUCGUAAAAAAAAUAGUCACACUUACCUUCUUUUCGGGUCAAAAAUGACCGACAUAGGAAAUGAAUGGGAAAUACGAAAAAAUACGAAAACUCAAGUAAAAUGCCAAGAGCACAAAAUAGACAAAAAAAUGGUACAAAACAGAAACACACACUCACUUACACACAUUCACAGACAAACACACACACACAACACACCAUUAUACACACACAAAUGAACCAGUGUGGCUGUAACAAUAUGGUAAAAUUGAGCCAAAACUCAAAUAAGAGGAUGAAAUCUGAUCAGAUAAGCUGUUAUAAAACACACCUGUUCAUUUUUGUUUUAUUUUUUAUUGAAUUUUGAUGUUAUGUGUGACAGAAUGUUCUCCUCUGUGUUCAGGUUUGACUGUAGUAAAAUUAAUGCAAAAACUGACACUUCAAAUCAACAUUUCAAAAAAUAAAAGUAAAUAAAAAAAUCUAAACCUUGACAAAAGGUAGUCUUUGAGAAUGUCUAAGCAUAAAUCCAAAUGCAAAACUUAACAAAAAUAAGUGUUUGUGUCUAAAAACCACUAGAGAAUUCAUAAGCCACUUUAUAUAGAGCAAUCUAGUGGUUACGACAUGGCAUUGCAUACGUUUUUCUUUUUUUACUUCCACCAAAAGGCACUAAUCUACCUUCAAAAAAAUGGAUUUUAAAUGCCUUGUCUCUAUUUUAACAUGGAAUACUGCUUUAAUUGAAAAAUAAUUAAAAAAUAUAUUAGAAUUUUUUUUAUUAUUAUUUUCAAUGGGGAAAAAUAGCUAAUAAAAAUUGUAUAAAUAUUGUAUAGUAUUAUAAAAUACCCUCAACAUUUUAUAUGAUAAUCAAAAAAUAUUAUUGAACAAAAAUAUAUUAAAUUAGCUUUCCUGAAAAACAAAAAAAGUUACUUUUCAAGGCUUCGGUCACUUUUGACCGUAAAGAAGGCAAGUAAAUCAUCUUACUGCGCAUGCAUAAACCGUAAUAAAAGGUCAAUUUGCAGGAAUUUAAUCUAAAGAUUGUACUGUGAAAGUGAAUAACACAUAGCUGGCACAUGCCGGUAUGACCAUAGAUAGCUAUGGGUACAAUAGAGUCAAUGGGUUUUUUCAAUGUGUUUAUGGUUAAAUGGCUGAAAUGAGGUCCGUGGUGAACACAAGCUCGAGAUACUUUCACGUUUUAUUUCUAUGACAUAAAAUACAUCAGUAUUAUUAACAUACCUGUGAUUUAUUUAAGCUGUUACCUGUCUUGAAAAUGACAGUUCUUAACAAGUGGGCACAGAUAAGCUCAGUCCACUUUUACAGCGUAUAACUGCGCUCUUACAAACUGUUCUAAUUCAGACUUUCAGGGAAUAUGUUUGUAGAUAAAACUUGUCGGAAGGUGACGUUGAAAUUGUGAUGGACAAAACAUGUGAGUAUCAUAAACUUUUGUUGAUCACAGAGCUUAUUUUUUUGCGAUAAUCCAGAAGCCUAUGGGAAAAUCCUGUUGGGUUUUUGUAGGGAACCAGCGUGAUGCUAACAUCCGAAGUGACGUCAUAGUUCCACCACUCCAUAUGCGUCACAUGACAUGUAGUCUCGCCAUGAGUGAAACCACGCUUAUGCACAAUAUAAUGGCUUUUUCUUCAGCUUGAGUCAUCUUAUGCGAGUUUGCAUGUUGAAUCAAGAUUUGCGGUCAGACCUGUCUCCUGUCAUUUAUCGAUCUGCAGUGGUUGGCAACUUCGUUUCACCCCUGACCCGUCUGCUGUUCUGACCACAGGGAUUGUGGAUGAAGUUUGAACCUCCUUCAUCAGGUAUCCAGCAGCACUGUUCUCAUCAGGAGGGUGUUAAUCUUUAACGGCGCUGGAGACAACCACCAUAGAGACGUCUGUCGGGUCCUAACAGGAUUCUCCGUCUUCUCUUUUAUUGUGUGCACAAGUAAAUCAGACCUUUCCUGAGGAACUAAACUAGGUGGUGAAAUGCUAUUGUGCAACACAACUGCCAUGUCACUCUACUGAUCCGGAAGUAAGGAUACACCUGCUCUGUCCCAGCAUUCCUUGAACUCCACUCAACCAUAUACUGGUCACAUUGAAUGAAGACGUUCGCUAAAUUACACUUCACGACAGACACCGAGGCAUGAGUUAGGCUAAUGGCUUCAUUUCUCAUGGGUACUUGGACAAAUUGAUCGGUGAUUCUUGACGCUCAUUAUGAAGUAGCAGAGGAGCUCAGCAAGUCAAGACAACUUCAGACUCGAGUCUCAGCAUCUCUCUCACCUGCCAUCAGGACAAACCCAGACUGAUUUCAGGACAGUAAAUCCAAAGACUUUUGACCAGCAGAAGAAAUAUCCGUAUGGAUUGUUAAGGCAACUUUGUGGACUGCCGUCUGAAUCACUACACCUGGAAACUUUGAGGAGACUCGCAGAGCUCUGUCUUACAGGACAGAAGAGACGGAGACACAGACAUUACUGUCCGCUGAGGAUGAGGAUGUUGUGUUCUAGAAGGGUUCUGCAGCAGUGGUUCUUUGCUCUGUUCUUACUGUGUUCUCCUGUUCCGCACCACGGCAGGCCCGUCGAUGCCCUCAGCAGCCGAAUGAAGCGUUCGGUGACACACGCUCAGCUGAUGCACGAUAAGGGCCGGACACUGCAGGAUUUUAAGAGACGCAUGUGGCUGCAGGAACUGCUGCAUGAAGUUCACACGGCUGAGAUCCGCGAGGCUCAGCAGCCGAGAGGCGGCAUCGGUAUCGGCAGCAGCGGAGGAGGGGGAGGCGGCUUCACCGUGCCCGUGCCGAUGGGUGUGGGCGUCUCCAUAGGAACAGGCACCGCCCAUCCGAAACCCGCUGGGGGCACCAAGAAUCUGCCAAUCAGCUUCCGUCUGGAGGACGAGGAGGGUACCAACCUCCCGCAGGAAACCAACAAGUCGCAAACAUACAAAGAGAGCACGAUGAAGGCCAUCGGCAAGCGGAAGAAGAAAGGACGUGCGGGGAAGAGGAGGGAGGGGGAAAAGAGGAAGAGGAGGGCCCGUUCACUGGGCCGAUCACCGCUGGAAGAGUUCGGCAGCGGCUUCCACCUGGAGUGGCGGCCGUAUGUGGGCCAGCAGGUGGCGCUGCACUAAAACACUGUCAGUCUUUGACAACGAUCCGUGAGGACUUUUGAAAUGGACACCUAAAUGCUCAUGUUACCGUCCACUGUAAAAGUGAGAGGAAAAUAUUUAUUGUCUGUAAAUAUUCUCAAUGCGCCCGAACAGUGACAAUGACCAAUAACGAUACUGCUAAAGCAUUAUUACAGCUCCACGGAGCUACAGAUUUGGAUCCUUGUGAAUACUUUGCUUUGUUUCUUUUUCGUUUCCUUUUUAUUCUUUUUUUUUUUUUUUAGGACUAUGCCUCUAUUACGGUGUCAGAAUUCCUGUAAUUUAUUUUGUUUGAAUGGUGUAUUUAUUUUGUAAAGGUAUCAAGGUGCUGCUGACCUUCUAUAUUUUUGUACUAUAAUGCACUUUAGAUAUAUAAAUAUAGAAAUAUAUACAAGUAAUUUUGUUAAUGGACGUAUUUUGUGGUUCAGUUGAAUGAAGAAGACUAUAGUCAUGGCCUUGUGUUUGCCCACCUCUCUGUUUCAUUGUAUGUUCGACAGCGUUGGCAUCCAUGUUUCUGUGUGUCUGUUCCAAAACCUAGUGAGCUGCCUACCUAGACAGCAUCAUAGAUUCAUUCCCAAUUCAUCCCAAAUAUUUUCCUUUGCAUACAGACAACAGCAUUGUCAAAACGAUCCCUGUUCACAUGAAUAUGUGAAAACAAUUUAAAAUGCUGUAUUCAGCUGUCAGGCCAGUAGAUGGCGAUGUUGCUUUGUAAAGAAAGUACGCGGCAAUAGACUGAACACGUAAUACGCAUGACGUCACCGUUUUCACAAAUUUGCGUUUUUGUUGUUUUUGAGACGAUAAUGGUAUCGCUUAUCGCCAAAACGCUGUUGUCGUGUAAAUGAACGGCUAAAAUGCAUAAAAUGUUUUCGGUUUUUAAUUGAAAACGGUGUUGUGCAAACGGCCCCUAAAUGUGAUGCAUAUAUACAUACAUGAUUCCUGCACUCAAAUAAUCAUGACAUAGUUUGCAUCUGUUUGAUUUUAUUUAAACAAUUUAUUAAAAUUGCUUAGAAUCAGCAUAAAUAUGUUCAUUGUGUAAAACACUUAAAUUUAUUCAGUUAAAUAGUACGAACACAAGAAUCGACUAAAAGCGCUGUAUUCUGCUGCCAGGCCAGUAGUUGGCGAUGUCACUUUGUAAAUAAAAUAUGGCUAGCUGUGGAACAAGAAAUAUUAGAUUAGUUAAAAUGGAUUUAUUGAUAUAUAAACCUGAUUAUUGUGUACUUAAAACACAUUCAGUUUAUUAGUACAAUUACAGGAAUCUGACCUGUAUUAUUGAUGUAUGACUGACAAAUAUGCAUCACAUUAAGUCGAAACAUAAUGAAAGGACAUUUUAUAUGCAAAUCAAAUACAUAAUCUUACAUUUAGGCCUUUUUUUUUGGAGUGAAGAUGACCAAAAUGAAAUGAGAAAAAUGUAAUUCAUUUAUUUUAUGUAGUUUAGCUUGUCAAACUCAAUAGUCUCCUUUGCACGUCGUUGUUUUAUUAGAGCGUUCCACAUCCGCUAUUCAAGUUCGGAUGCAGCUCACUAGGGUUUGGAUACAGGCUUUUGUAUAUGUGUUUAUUUUGGGUUUCUUUCCUGCUGACCUGGACGAGCCCCACAUCAUCUUCAUCCACCCUCACAUCAGCCUGAGCUUGAGUAUCGAGAGCGCCUCCUACAGCUGAGAUCACAACCACACCACGAUCUUCUGUACACGACCAGCACACGUUAUAGAAUAACUCUUGUUGUUUUGCACUGAGAGAAAAAAAAAAAAAACCCUGUACUGAAUGAAUUAAACAUCUGACUUUUCCUGCA
Molecule: messenger RNA, 7375 nt
Organism: Megalobrama amblycephala (Wuchang bream)
Lineage: Eukaryota; Metazoa; Chordata; Actinopteri; Cypriniformes; Xenocyprididae
Gene: pthlha
Product: parathyroid hormone-like hormone a
Exons: 11
Coding region: 4942-5574 (210 amino acids)
Biological process (GO): osteoblast development; regulation of chondrocyte differentiation; bone mineralization
Cellular component (GO): extracellular region
Molecular function (GO): peptide hormone receptor binding; hormone activity
Source: RefSeq, a predicted model, not a curated record